Messenger RNA from Pangasianodon hypophthalmus (striped catfish), 2128 nucleotides. RefSeq names its product aurora kinase A (gene aurka). The transcript is spliced from 9 exons. The record is from RefSeq and is a predicted model, not a curated record. Bases 324 to 1550 code for a protein of 408 amino acids. Gene Ontology annotation, molecular function: protein kinase activity; ATP binding. Gene Ontology annotation, cellular component: spindle microtubule; spindle pole centrosome; spindle midzone. Gene Ontology annotation, biological process: protein phosphorylation; regulation of cytokinesis; mitotic spindle organization. NCBI's taxonomy places the organism in Eukaryota, Metazoa, Chordata, Actinopteri, Siluriformes, Pangasiidae.
GGGGGAUAUUUGAAACUAAACAACUCGGCUUGUCCUUCAGUCGCAGCUCGCUGUGUUCCUCUAUCCGGCGUCGGAUCUGUUAAAUAACACUUUUAAUACCAGAUAGACAUUUUAAACUGAGUAUAUAGACGCAUAAAUAUAUAAGACUACGUUAGAUGUUGUUUCUGUAACCGGUCGCUUUUUAUAUACGUGUUAUUUUUUUGGAUUAGCGUUAGCAUUAUUGCUAACUUGGCCAGCUAGCCGGUCAAGCUAGCAAGACAGCAUUAAAGCUCAACGCUCUCCUUCUGAACUGCUGAAGAAGAUUUAAGAUUGAAAACGCUGAGAUGGAUCCUGCUGCUAGGAUCAGAUCAUCCAAGGACCUGAUGAUUCAGAAAGCAGACGGUGAAAAGGUUUUAAGCAACGGGCCGAAGAGGGUUCCCGUGACGCAGAGCUGCCACAAACCGGCGCCGGCUCCGAGCCACACGUCCGUGCUCGGCGUCUCUCAGGGCCCGCAGCGAGUCCAGAGGCCUCGCAGUGAACAGAAAAGCCCGUGCGGCGGAGAGCAGAAUAUUAACCCGGCUCAGACUCAACCCAAACCCCAACCCCAACCAGCACAGACUCAGCCCAAACCCGCUCACGCCGCCACCCAGUGCGUUAAACCCACAGAGCCCAAGCAGGACAAACCUAACCAGAAACCUGCCAAUGGGACGAACAACGCGUCCAACACGGACAAGAAGCCGUGGAGUCUGGAGAACUUCGACAUCGGCAGGGCUCUCGGGAAGGGCAAGUUUGGAAGCGUGUACUUGGCCAGAGAGAGACAGACCAAGUUCAUCCUGGCCCUGAAGGUGCUUUUUAAAAAGCAGCUGGAGAAAGCCGGCGUGGAGCACCAGCUCAGGAGAGAGGUGGAGAUCCAGUCGCAUCUCAGGCAUCCCAACAUCCUGCGUCUGUACGGCUACUUCCACGACUCGGCGCGCGUCUACCUCAUCCUGGAGUUCGCUCCUAAAGGCGAGCUGUACGGAGAACUGCAGCGCUGCAGGAUGUUUGACGACCAGCGCAGCGCCACGUAUAUAAUGGAGCUAGCCGAUGCUCUGUACUACUGCCAUUCAAAGAAAGUCAUCCACAGAGACAUUAAACCUGAGAAUCUGUUGUUGGGAGCAAACGGGGAGCUGAAGAUCGCAGAUUUCGGGUGGUCCGUCCACACGCCGUCCUCAAGGAGGUCUACGCUAUGCGGCACGCUUGACUAUCUUCCUCCAGAGAUGAUCGAGGGCAAGACCCACGACGAGAAAGUGGACCUCUGGAGUCUGGGCGUCCUCUGUUACGAGUUUCUGGUCGGGAAUCCUCCUUUCGAGACGAAGAGCCACGAAGAAACGUACCGCAAGAUCUCCAGGGUCGAGUUCACUUAUCCGCCCCACGUGAGCGAGGGUGCCAGAGACCUGAUCAGCAGACUCUUGAAACACAACCCGAUGCACCGACUCCCCAUCCAAGGAGUCCUGACUCAUCCCUGGGUCGUGGAAAACUCCACCAAGAAGCCGACUAGCUUCACUCGAGCCGCUAAAGAGCCGUCUCAGUGAGCAUGCUGCGUGGCUCAAACACAAACUAUGGAUUAGAGAUGCUGAGAGAUGGCAGUAAUUCCUGAGCCUGGCUGCCUUUCCCUCCCCUCCUCGUGUGCACGUCACAUUUCCCUCUCCUAUCUUCAUUCUCUCCUUCCUUCCUUCCUGUAAAUAUUUAACUGUUCAGAAUUAUGAAAAUGUACCUGUUAUUACUUGAAACAAUAAAUCUGUUUUUAAGCGUUGAAAGUGUUGCCUACAGUAAGGGAGCUUCAUGGAGCUUCAUGGAGCUUUUAAAAGUACAAUGAUUUAUUUCAGUGUUCUAGGACCUACAGUUUUUCCCAAACAAGAUAGGAAGGCAAACUAAUUAUGUAAUUAUGAUGAACAUGUGGCCAGUUUGCAGUCCUUCAGUAAUAUGAAGUGUUCAUUCAUUCUCCAGAAAGGUGCAAUAUGUGAAUGUGAGCUGAUUUUUGCUGGGGGAUUUGUGGGUUUACGUGUUGAGCAUUUGUAUUUUGAAACAUUUCACCACACCACUAUUUAAAAAGCUACACAGAAACAACUUUAUAUGCUUGUUUAUUGCAAAAUAAAUAAUGUUGAAUUUU